AUGGCAUCGGGGCCACAGUCCACCAGGAAGCUCUUAGCAGGACCAGCACUGAGUAGUGUCAAAUUUUCAAAUUUGUCACUGAAAUCACAGCAGGAAAAUAGGAAAUCUUGGGCAUUUACUUCAGAGCCAAUGUGGCAAGGUGUAAACCAUGUGAAAUUGUCAUCAGUGUCUCUGCCAGAACCUGGAAAAUCUGUGGAGUUACCACUAAAGUCAAUUCUUCAAACUAUGAAAUCUGGGAACCUAAUGCCACAGACAAUUGAUCCAGUCACAAAAUCGACUAAAGACCACCCAAGACCACAUCGUCAAGACCUGGUAAAACCUAUGGAGUUAACUCCAAGGGCAGAUAUUCAAGUGACUUCUGCAGAAGUAGUAUUUGAGCAGACAUCUCCCCUUAAGGAACCUAAAGUUUUAACUUGUGAGCAAAGGCUUCAGUCUGGAAAAUCUCUAAGCCUCAAAACCGAAUCUCCCAAAGUAAUGAAAACUGAGGAUUCCAGUCAAGGAUCGGUGUGUCAGAAUAAAGACUCAGAGAUGAUCACAUCAGCAAAGUUACAGGCAGAGGACUACUUAUCUAGGUUAAUACACAGCCCUUCAAUCCCAUUUCUCUCAAGCGUUGACAAAACAACUGAAUUAGAGCCCCUUCAGGGUUCUGGGGUGCCACAGGUUUCAAGAGCUUUUGGUAUGAAAAACCUUGGUGUUGGUAUUUUGCAGUCUUCAAAGUCCUAUACAGACACUAUUAUGAUAAAAUCUUCAUUUCUUCCGUUGGUCCUUGAAAAUCGACCCUCUGAUAAGACAGGGGACACCAAGGGAACCCCAUAUCCUGAGAUCUGGAGCAUGAAUAUCUUAUCUAAGGAAGAAAGUGGAAAGGAGAAAAUGGAGGAAUUCCAGAGGUAUUCUUCAUAUUCAUUCAGAUUACAAUCAGAAGAGUUUCAGGCAGGGUUAGGGGCUCGAAGAAGCUCUAUUGAGUCCCAGCAUUCCCUCAAGACAAGUUCUCUCUCCCAGUCCAAGAACGAUAUCUCAGAACAGCUCCAACUGCUAAAAGAACUACAGCUAAAAAUAGCAGGAAAAUUCCUAAGAAGUCAAAUACCCCACAAUGUCCCUCCACCCCUCGCGUCAGGUCUUGUUCUAAAGUAUCCCAUCUGCUUACAAUGUGGCCGAUAUUCAGGAUUUAAUUGCCGUCAUAAGUUACAGUCUGCUUUGGAGCCGUACCUUCUUAUCUACCCACAACUCCACCUUUUAAGCACCCCCGAAGGCCAUGGUGAGAUUAGGUUGCAUCUUGGAUUUAGAUUGCAAACUAGGAAAAGACCUCAAGUCUCAAAGUAUGAAAGAAACAGAGCAGAUCCAUGGAAGAGUGCUGCAUCACCAUCUCGAUGGAAAGCGAGAUUCUCUACGCUGGCUUCCAGGAGUCCUAGUCCUAGAAGAGAUUUCCAGUCCAGAUCUUCCCUGUCUCCUGCUUCUGUACAAGGUCACACUCAACAAAAGAAUUGGCAUAGCCCCUUUGGUGUGGCAGGAAAGACAACAGCCAAAGACUAUGAAUUCUGUCAGGUUCACUCCCUGUCAGAGAGUGACUAUGAAAGUAAUCAGGAUGAAAAAUGGGUAGAAUCAAGCCUCAGAAAGACCUUUGCCCCAGUGAAGACAAUCGCCAAGGGACCUAAAACACAAAGCCCAAGGCUCUACAGAAUCAGUACAAGCACAAAAAGCAGUCAUCCUAGAACACUGAGAGGUCUGCCAAGAAGCAGAAUUCAAACCACCCAAACAAGCACUGUCCCUUCCAGGAGACAACCUAAGAAAUUCUCCCAGCCCAAAUUCAUCCAACUGCUUUUUCACAGCCUAAGGAGGGCAUUCCAAGCAGCACAUAGAAUUGUCACUGUUACCAGACAGAAACUUGAGUACAAGAUGAGGCCAGACAAUUUGUGGUCAGUCAAAAACUUGUACCCCAAACAAAGAACCAAGGAUUAUUGCUUAAUGGGAGAUAGCAAAGGAGCCAGGACACCAGUUGUCGGGCACAGGUCAACAUUCUCAAUCCCUAAGCAAAAAGAAAAGUUGUGUAUGUCUACAGUUUUGGAAAGAAAAGGCUUUAAUGGUGAAAUAUUCAGUCUAGAGUCUAAGAACUGUUCUAAAGUAGGAGCCAAAUUUCAGGCCCAAGAGAGGAUUGUGUCUAACCCCCCUUUGAAAGGAAUCCUGCAGAGUCACGUUGGAAAGAAAGCCAUACACAAGGAAGAACAAGGCUUCUUCAGGGAGAGAACCCUAUGUAAUAAGCCAUUUGAAAGUACCCAUCGCAGGCUUCCUCAGAGAACUCAUUGGCGAAGUCUCUCUAAGAGGAGACAUCACAGUCCUUCUUGGAGAAGGCAUAGCAGUCCCUCUGACAGAACCUUUAUAAGUCUUUCUGAGAGGAGUCAUAGCAGUCCCUCCCAGAGAAACAGUCUUAGCUCCUCUCUAAGAACCUAUCAUAGUCUCUCUGAGGGAAGCCAUAACAGUCUCUUUAAGAGGAGAGGCCACA
Messenger RNA from Grammomys surdaster, 2497 nucleotides. RefSeq lists its product as uncharacterized. The record is from RefSeq and is a predicted model, not a curated record. The transcript has 2 exons. NCBI's taxonomy places the organism in Eukaryota, Metazoa, Chordata, Mammalia, Rodentia, Muridae. The annotation marks the transcript as partial.